This is a messenger RNA of Emericellopsis cladophorae, 615 nucleotides long. RefSeq lists its product as uncharacterized. The record is from RefSeq and is a predicted model, not a curated record. Gene Ontology annotation, molecular function: peptide-methionine (S)-S-oxide reductase activity. The transcript is spliced from 2 exons. The coding region runs from base 1 to 615 and encodes 204 amino acids. NCBI's taxonomy places the organism in Eukaryota, Fungi, Ascomycota, Sordariomycetes, Hypocreales, Bionectriaceae.
AUGUCGAACAACCUCUUCGCGCGCAUCGUGCGCCCCUUCACCGUGUCCAACCGUCUGUCCAUGGCGCCGGACAGUCCCGCGCCCGCGACGCCCCUCCCCGAGAAUGCCCAGCGCUGCACCGUCGCGGCAGGCUGCUUCUGGGGCACCGAGCACCUGUACCGAAAGGCCUUUGAGGGCAAGGGCCUACUGGACGCAAAGGUCGGCUACAUCGGUGGUGACCUCGAGAACCCCUCCUACAGAGCCGUGUGCGGCGGCAGGACUGGCCACGCCGAGGCAGCGCAGAUCAUCUUCGACCCGGAUCAGGUCUCCUACCGCCAGCUCCUCGAAUUCUUCUACCGCACACACGACCCCACAACCCUGAACCGUCAAGGGCCAGACACCGGCCCACAGUACCGCUCCGCCAUCUACUACCACAACCCAGAGCAGGAGAAGGAUGCCCGGGAAAUCACCAAGCUGGCCAACGAGAAGUGGUGGCAUGGCGGCAUCGUCACCGAGCUCGCGCCCGCUGGCAAGUGGUGGUCCGCCGAAGAAUACCACCAAAAGUAUCUGCACAACAACCCCGGGGGCUACGAGUGCCCGAGUCACUUUAUCAGGAAAUUGCCACCGCUGGAGUGA